AUGUCGUCGACACGACGGAUGGUAUCCGUUCUUUCUUUCACUUUCUUCGCUUUGAUAGCCCUUUUCUGCUCUGUACGUGCAGAGGAGGCACACGCAGAAUAUGGAACUGUCAUUGGAAUCGAUCUUGGAACGACGUAUUCAUGUGUCGGUGUUCAGAAGGGCGGUCGGGUAGAAAUUAUCGCCAACGACCAGGGUCACCGUAUCACACCGUCUUGGGUCUCCUUCUCCGAUGACGAGCGUCUUGUUGGCGACAGCGCCAAGAACGCCUUCCAUUCCAACCCUAGGAACACUGUCUUCGAUGCCAAGCGUCUCAUUGGUCGGCGAAACCCGCGACUUCACUCCCGAGGAGAAUCAGCGCCUAUGGUCCUUACUAAGAUGAAGGAGACCGCUGAGGCAUACCUUGGAGAGAAGGUCACCCACGCCGUCGUUACCGUCCCUGCCUACUUCAAUGAUGCUCAGCGUCAGGCUACCAAGGAUGCCGGAACCAUCGCCGGUCUCCAGGUUCUCCGUAUUAUCAACGAACCCACCGCUGCCGCCAUCGCCUACGGUCUCAACAAGAAAGGUGGCGAGUCCCAGAUCAUCGUCUACGAUCUCGGUGGUGGAACUUUCGAUGUCUCCCUCCUGUCUAUUGAUGACGGUGUCUUCGAGGUCAUGGCUACCGCUGGUGACACUCACCUUGGUGGUGAAGAUUUCGACAAUCGUGUCAUCGAGUACCUCGUCAAGCAAUACAAGAAGAAGACCGGCACUGAUGUUUCGAGCAACCUCCGCGCUAUGGGUAAACUAAAGAGGGAGGUUGAGAAGGCCAAGAGGACGCUCUCCAACCAACAGAGCACCCGUAUCGAAAUCGAGAGUUUCGAGGAUGGCAAUGACUUUUCUGAGACUUUGACCCGGGCCAAGUUCGAGGAGUUGAACAUGGAUCUCUUCAGGAAGACGAUGAAGCCCGUUGAGCAGGUUCUCAAGGAUGCUGGUGUUAAGAAGGAAGACGUUGACGAAGUCGUGCUCGUUGGUGGAUCGACUCGUAUUCCCAAGGUCCAGCAACUCCUUAAGGAGUACUUCGGCGGCAAGGAGCCUUCCAAGGGUAUCAACCCCGAUGAGGCUGUUGCCUACGGUGCUGCCGUCCAGGGUGGUAUUCUCUCAGGUGCGGAAGGAACUGCCGAUGUCGUCCUCGUCGACGUCUGCCCACUCACUCUCGGUAUCGAAACCACUGGCGGUGUCUUCACCAAGUUGAUUCCUAGGAACACUGUCAUUCCCACCAGGAAGAGCCAGAUCUUCUCGACUGCCGCUGACAACCAGCCCACUGUGUUGAUUCAAGUCUUCGAAGGUGAACGUUCCCUGACCAAGGACAACAACCUUCUCGGAAAGUUCGAGUUGUCCGGUAUCCCUCCCGCGCCUCGUGGUGUUCCCCAGAUUGAGGUUACGUUUGAGAUUGAUGCCAAUGGUAUCAUGAAGGUCGCCGCCGCUGACAAGGGAACUGGCAAGUCAGAGUCGAUCACUAUCACCAACGAAAAGGGCCGUCUGUCACAGGAAGAGAUUGAUCGUAUGGUGGCUGAGGCUGAGAAGUUCGCUUCUGAGGAUGAGGCCCAGCGCAAGCGCAUCGAAGCUUUGAACUCCCUAUCUGCCUUUGUGUACGGAUUGAAGUCUCAGAUCGGUGACCAGGAGGGUCUAGGAGGAAAGAUCAGCGAUGAGGACAAGAAAACCAUCCUUGACGCCGUCAAGGACACGACUGACUGGUUGGAUGAGUAUGGCUCUUCAGCGACUGAGGAGGACCUUGAAGAGAAGUUGGCUGAGGUCCAAGCCAUCGUCAACCCCAUAACGACAAAAUUGUAUAACGCUGCUGGACCCUCUGAUGACGACCAGGAGGCGUUCCGAGACCACGAUGAGCUCUAAAGGAUUCUCUGUAUACAUACCAAUACUUUACUUUAUAUUAUCGUAGCGCGGUGGCGGUUAGACGAUACGCGCUCGACGGCAUUAAUUAUUGUUGAGUAGCAGCGCAUACAUGGCCCUCAUUGAAGCAUAUAAAAUGAGAAAAAAAAGUUAGAAACCAGUGCAAUUUUGUCCCUCGCGUCUGAUUGGAAGGUAGUCGUGCUUCUCCAC
This is a messenger RNA of Desarmillaria tabescens, 2094 nucleotides long. RefSeq names its product heat shock protein 70. Gene Ontology annotation, biological process: endoplasmic reticulum unfolded protein response. Bases 1 to 1887 code for a protein of 628 amino acids. The transcript has 8 exons. The record is from RefSeq and is a predicted model, not a curated record. Lineage: Eukaryota; Fungi; Basidiomycota; Agaricomycetes; Agaricales; Physalacriaceae. Gene Ontology annotation, molecular function: ATP binding; ATP-dependent protein folding chaperone. Gene Ontology annotation, cellular component: cytoplasm; nucleus; endoplasmic reticulum lumen.